Eruca vesicaria subsp. sativa (arugula) is the source of this 204-nucleotide messenger RNA. The record is from the annotation of a GenBank genome assembly. Lineage: Eukaryota; Viridiplantae; Streptophyta; Magnoliopsida; Brassicales; Brassicaceae.
AUGGUGAAAGUCAGGCGCGGCUCCAACACCACCGAAAUUCACUUGCUGAGAUUUUGGAAGGCAAGAAAUGUGAGGAAAGGCACUGAGCUCAUGAGUCUAGACAUGCUCCUUAUCGACGAGAAUUCGACGGUUAUAAGUUUUGUUAAUGCGAACCGUCAAUUCAUGUUCAGGCAGCGUCUUAGUGAAGGCCAGUGUACAAGUUAA